This is a messenger RNA of Entrophospora candida, 175 nucleotides long. The record is from the annotation of a GenBank genome assembly. NCBI's taxonomy places the organism in Eukaryota, Fungi, Glomeromycota, Glomeromycetes, Entrophosporales, Entrophosporaceae.
AUGCUCCGCGAUAUCAAUAACACUGUAAAUUCAAUAAGGAGGAGACAAGAAAAAGAUGAAGUUUUUACUAUUUCUGCCAUGAAUUCUGUAAAAACGCAAAAGUUAAUGGCAGUGUAUGAUAUCGCAACAGCAGUGGAGGAUAUAACAUUCGAUGAAAUUUCACCACUCCUGGAAA